Messenger RNA from Neodiprion fabricii, 1535 nucleotides. RefSeq names its product peroxisomal membrane protein 11B (gene Pex11ab). Gene Ontology annotation, biological process: peroxisome fission; regulation of peroxisome size. Gene Ontology annotation, cellular component: peroxisomal membrane. The coding region runs from base 268 to 969 and encodes 233 amino acids. The transcript is spliced from 3 exons. Lineage: Eukaryota; Metazoa; Arthropoda; Insecta; Hymenoptera; Diprionidae. The record is from RefSeq and is a predicted model, not a curated record.
GUUGCAAGAAGUUGUCCACCUAUGUCCUUCGUCUUACAUUUUCUCUCUCUCUCUCUUUCUACAGGCUGGGUGCAGUCAUAGUCGAUUUCCAACUCCGUUGCAGGCUGAAAACACUGUAACUACUAACUCAGGUGGUAAACAAAGCGGUGUAAUUUCCGUGAAAUAUGUAAAUUAAAGAGCCGUGCAGUUAUGUAAAAGGAGUUGUGCGCGAAGUGAGAAGAGGCGAAAAACGAGGUUCGGUGAAACUGCAAUUACGAGAACUGAGAAAUGGACGUGAUAGUGAAGCUGAACAAUCAAACUGCCGGAAGAGACAAGAUUAUAAGAUUACUGCAGUACGGCAGCAGGGCGAGUUGGUAUUUCGUUCAAAACGGAGAACGGACCAGGCAGAGAAUUGACAUUCUCAAAAGCCUCGAAUACACCUUCAGCUCCUUCCGAAAACUUUUGCGGCUCGGAAGAUGUUUGGAUUUGUUAUACUCGGCAUUGUCGUCAAUGAGGUACCCAGAUUUGGUUGUGAGAAUAACGAUGACGUUGUCCAAGAUAUCGAACGCAUUGUUCCUGCUUGCAGACCACAUAAUCUGGGUUGGCAGAGCAGGGAUUUGCCAGGUGAACGUUGAGAAGUGGAAUCAAGUAUCAAACAAGUACUGGCUGAUGGCAAUAGUGAUGAACCUUGUACGAGACGUCUAUGAGAUAUCGAAAAUAAUGGAGCAGGAAACGGCUGGAUUGAAAUUGCGGGCUGUUAGAACGUGUAAAUUUGAUCUGCCGGUGCAGUUUCGAGCUUUGUGCUGCGUCAAGAAUCACACGGAUGUUUUCGUGGACACGAUAAAAAAUAGCUGCGACCUUUUCAUACCUCUAACUUCUCUCGGUUAUACCAGAUUCAAUCCUGGAGUCGUCGGACUGCUCGGCCUCAUUUCUUCCGCUGCUGGUAUCUACAGCCUUGUUUAUCCAUUGGCCAAAUUGACCCCUGCUUAAAAAGUAGGAAAUCUCUUUCGGAGAGAAUCGUGCUCUCUCGCUCUCCUUCUUUCCCUGUUUGUAAAAACCCCUCUCAGAACACAUUCCGAAGACACAUUUAUAUUAUUUGGUCUUUGUUGUCGUCUCAUCUAUGUAUCUAUUCUACGAUUUGGUGGUACUUUACUCGUAAUAUACAUGUAGGGUGAAUUAAAGAAUAUUAUGUGUUAAUUGGGACGCUAAGGAACGAUUGUGAAAACAUAACAUGUCUAAAAACAAAUUGACUGUAUUAUACGUAAUAUUUUUCAUUCAACAUUGAUCGGCGGAUAAUUUAUUGACUCGAAUAAACAUUUAAUUUUUUUGUUGUUUUUUUUCCAUUGCCUGUACAUGUUUGUUAAAAUAGAAAUAAUUUUAUUUCUAAUACGAUUAUGUUCUUAUCGGCGAAUUGAUAUCGAUUAAGAUAGAUUUAGAAAUAUUUUUUCGGUAUAUAAAUUGACCUAACACUUACUACCUGUAGUUUGGGUAUAGUAUUUGAUAAAUUUUGUACACUUUUCCUUUCUUUAUACUUAAAUAUACGUAAAAAAUUCUAA